AUGUAUUGUUGUGUUGGUGGGGGAUAUCUCGACCGGAGCUGCUUUUUCCCCACAUGUGUUGCGGCCAACACUCGGACCAACUCCAAGUCAUUUAUUUAUUUCUAUCUGUACUUUUGGAACUUCCUCUUGUCCACAAACUUGUGCCAUUGUGACUCGCCCACCAUGGUUUUACUUUCAUCCAAGCUUCUUCUCCAGGCACAUGCCGUGUUUCUGAUUGUGAUCGCCGGCUAUCUGAUCAAGAGCCCCGAGGUGAUCACCGACUGUGAUCUGGUGUUUAUGAUAGGAGAGGCCUUGAAGAUUGACUUUCCAUCCCUGUCCAGCCCGCAACAAUCCCCUUUCACCUUCUGUGCCAUCCUCAUCUUCGUCGAGGCCCUUACCGACGUCGUCAUACUGUCCAACAUCCCCUUCCACGAAGCUCUCGAUGAAGCUCUCCCUUAUAUCCGGCCCCUGCGAAAUGGCAACCUCCCCGCCGAGGAUCUGCAGGUGCUACAGCGUUUGCCCGAAUAUAUCACUAAUUCCUUGACAAUUUACUGGAGCGUCUGGGUCGCCGUUGCUGCUUGUCGCUUUGCCGUGUAUGCCGGAAUUGCGUUCUUUAUCUAUCAAGGCAGAGGUGACCACCUGGCCUCGUCUUACACAAGCGCAGCGGCUGUUGGAGGUCUGGAUCGCCUGAAGAACAGGGUGGUCUUCACCUUUGCUUUCUUCGAAAUGAUGUUCUGGUUCUGGACUUUCGCUACUCUCCGCGAGGAGCGCCAGGAACGCCUGACCAAGCUGCUGGAGGAUACCCGCGAGAAUUGA
Messenger RNA from Penicillium psychrosexuale, 795 nucleotides. RefSeq lists its product as uncharacterized. The record is from RefSeq and is a predicted model, not a curated record. The transcript is spliced from 4 exons. Bases 1 to 795 code for a protein of 264 amino acids. NCBI's taxonomy places the organism in Eukaryota, Fungi, Ascomycota, Eurotiomycetes, Eurotiales, Aspergillaceae.